This is a messenger RNA of Mustela lutreola (European mink), 9210 nucleotides long. It is a transcript of the gene ADGRG4, whose product is annotated as adhesion G protein-coupled receptor G4. The transcript is spliced from 23 exons. Gene Ontology annotation, cellular component: membrane. The record is from RefSeq and is a predicted model, not a curated record. NCBI's taxonomy places the organism in Eukaryota, Metazoa, Chordata, Mammalia, Carnivora, Mustelidae. Gene Ontology annotation, molecular function: G protein-coupled receptor activity. Gene Ontology annotation, biological process: adenylate cyclase-activating G protein-coupled receptor signaling pathway; cell surface receptor signaling pathway.
AUGACUGGUGUCCUUAUAAAGGGGGAAAAUGUGGACAUAGACACACAGGCACUUUCCCUAAAAGGAAAAAGAUUGGAUUUUUAUGGAAGAGCUGACACGUAUGUGAGCCUGGCCAACACGGUUCCUGAACUCAGUCGACUCACAGCAUGCAUUGACCUGGUGUUCGUGGAGGACAAAUUAAGUGAUUGGAUGGCCUUCUCCUAUAUUGCUAAUAAUGCCUUCCUGGGCAGAGAAGCCAUAGACCUUGGACUUGGAGGAGACCAUCAGCAGCUAAUACUAUACAACUUGGGCAAGACCUUUUAUAUCCGUUACUCCCUGACUCCCUUUCAAUGGCAUACGGUAUGCUUGGUGUGGGAUGGUGUGAAGGGCAGAUUAGAGCUCUUCCUGAAUACUGAAAGGAUACUGGUAAUGAGGGAUCAACCACAAAGCCUGACACCUAAUGGGACUCUGAUUCUAGGACAUUUUCUUACGAACCGGAACAGCCAGGUAGGAAGGGCCCUGCCUGGCUUCACUGGCAGCUUGUACUACUUUCAGCUCUGGGACCACAUCCUGGAGAAUGAGGAGUUUCUGAAGUGCGUGAGUGGAAACAUUGUUAGCUGGGAAGAAGAUGUUUGGCUCAUCAACGAGAUCACCACAACUGUUGACACGAGACUGCGCUGCUUUGUUUCUGAAAAUAUAACAAUUCAAGAAAUGAGCACAACUCUUCCACAACAAAUAGAUUUGACAACUCCAUCCCAAGUUACUGGACUAAAACCACAAGAGACAAUAUAUUCUUCUACAGUGACGUUUAAAAGCAUGCCUGUGUUUGCAACUGAUUAUACAACCAUAGCAUAUUCCAAUACAACAUCUCCACCUCUGAAAACAAUGACUGUACCAAAAUUUUUAAAGACACCCAUAGCUGAGACAACCAGAUUCAAGGCGCACAUUUUGUCUACUUCAGCAGCUGUCCCUCUGCCUACCAAGAGCACCUCCAUAGGCACUACUAACAAUUCCAUGAAAAUAACUAAGUCUCCAUCUUCAGAGAGCAUAAGGACAACAAAAGUGGCUGAACCCAUUGCUACUGAGACUUUCCAUCCAACUACAGCUACGAAUUUUCUAUACACUUCUGGACUGACCAAGAAUUCAAUUAUAUCCAAAACUUCAGUGACUGGAUCUCAGUCAACCAUUAUGAAGACAACACCUUCAUUCUCCUCUGCUGAGUCAAAACCCGUAUCUACAAUAUCUUGGCCCAAACAUGAAUCCCCAGGUAUUGAUGUACUUUCAAUCUCCACAGCUAGCCAGGAACUUCUUGCCUCUACAGCUGGUGGAACAGUACCUUGGUGUUCAGUGGAAGAGACUUCAGCUACAACUACUCACGUUGGGACUGCAUCGACAUUCCCACCCAAGUCUGUGCUCAACUCCACGGUUGCUCCAGUGGAUUCCGUAUUUCCUAGAAAUCAGACAGCACCCACGUUGGCAACAACUGACAUGGAAAUAGCAUCUCCAGCAUCAAAAAUUCUCCCAACUAGGCCUACUGAGGUGAUGCCUAUGCUCACGGCUGAAACAGAAUUGACAUCUACGAAUUUCCAGGAUGUCUCUUCAUCCAGAAUGGAGGAUCUAGUCUCUACCUACAUACCAAAAAGGGCCUCUUCUGUGGCCCUUUCUUUCAGGACAUCCUCCCCAUUCGCCAGAGCUCAGAGUGCACAGCCAGUUGACACUGAGACUACACAUACAGCCUUGACUCUUGGGGUCACACUUGCACCAGUGGUGGCUGACACUCUUCUUCCCCCCAUAACACCUGGGCCAGUAUAUACCCACAACACACCCACAGGUGGUGGAAACAUGCUUCUUUUGAAUUCCACUAGGUCAACUUCCACGUUUAAGGCAUCUGAGUCUGGUCCCACAUGGAUAACUCAUGAUGGUGCCCAUCUGUUCUCUACCAAUGAAACCACGUGGACUCCCAGGCCAGACCAGACCCUGCAGACAUCAGCCUUCUACAGGAGCCAUUCUAAUGCAGGACAUUCAUCCCCUACUAGUACUGCUAUUAUCCCACCAGAAGGCCCCUCAAAAAGCGAGGCUGCCACAAUCACUGAUGCUAGUAUUACUGCUGGUGCUAGUACAGACAGACACACGACAGCUCUAUCCACAUUGAUGACUUCAUGGUUUGUUAAUUUUUCCACAGUUUCGGGAAUGACAUCUAUAACCAAAUUGCCUGAGUUUAAACUUAACACCUUACGACUAAAAACUACGUCUCUGCCCACAGCAGGUGAAAGCAAGCCUCUUUCAACACCGAGGGAGACAUUUGUUCCACCAGUAGAUAUAAUAUCUACCCUUGCUAACACUGAACCAAAUGUCUCUACUGAGGAGAGCACUUCUGAGACCACGCUAACAGAGACAAAUGCCACAGUUGCAUUUGGAGAGACAACUCUUGUACCAGAGUCUGCAACAAUACAAGGAUGUAAUGGUCCUGCGACAAGGACAGAAACAACUUCCCGUUAUCUUGAGGGAAAAUCAACUAUAGCAGUGACCACUGAGCUUUCCCCAUUUGCAACAAGGCUGGAAGCAGCAGAUGAAUCUGCACAAAUGGUAACAGCUUCUGUCACCGUUUCCCCUUUUCCUGACGUAGAAAAGUUGACCACCCCGUUGGAUACUAAAACUGCAACCACUGAGGUGAGAGGAAGUUGGCUUUCCACAAAAUCGAUGAAAACCACACAUAAGAGCCCAUAUGAUGGAACCACAGAAAUCUUUAAUUCCGUCCACACCCACAAAGCAUGUUGGACUUCAGAAACUCCACCUGAGGGAAAUCCAACUCUAUCUCCCAUUUCUGGAAGCACACAGACAUUCCCUGAGCCCCUGGGCGCUUCUACCACAAGGAUAUCGGGGACCAGUUUUGCUACUGUCCCUACAGCUAUGUCCUUGUCUGCUGGCAUCUUGCCUCCACAGCCUACUGCUACCCAUUCCUCAGCAGCCCCUGUCCCAUCAGUUACGGUGACCACAACCUCAGCGUCACCAUUGGAUCAGACUGCUUCAACAACCAGCGAUCCUGUGCCUACCCACAGACAGUCAAUUCCCACCACUUCAGAAGCCACAGCGUUCUCUGUCAGGAUGACACCCAUGACAGUUCCCUCUCUGACAGAGACUCCAGUCCCCUCAUGGAGACAUCCCACUCCUGUGGCAACUAAGGCUGAGACCACCUUUCUCUUCACCUCAGCUGACACAGUAACCCCAUUUACACCCACUCUUGUCUGCUCUAAAUCUCUUCCGGACAACAUUCCUGUUGUGUCCCCUACCCAUGUGACCUCAACUAUGUUUACACCAGUAGCAACCCACCCCAUAUCACAAGGGAAGGAGACCUCUACCCAUGCUCUCAGCCUUCCGUACACUUUCAGCAACAGCGGGGCUGUUGUUAGCUUGGCUCCUGGCUCCACAGAAACUUCUGUUGUUGAUGAGACCGUAUCUUCACACACCUCUGCCAAUAAGCUUACAGUAGAUGGUCCCAUUUCUCAAUCUUCAACAGGUCUUGGAAACACACUGGUCCCCACCCUAUUAGUGACUGACGUUUCUGCCUUAUCUUCUGACAAAGAGCAGAUGACCACACUCCUGGGAAACACCUCGAGAACUAUGAAGGUGACAGAAAUGUCCCCAUCACAGAAUCCUUUUGUUUCAGACUCCCAGAGUACUUCAUCCUUGAAAACAACAGAUACGGGAUUUGCUGAGAGCCCAACAAUUUCCAGUCACCAAACACAUUCACCUUCAGAGCUUCCACUUGCAACUCCACCUGACAGGAUUUUAGCUUCUUCUCCCACUUCUGGGACUAUACAGACUACACCUACUUCUAUCUCAAGUCACACAGUAGAUGCUCACAUUCCAGAAAUGUCUACCAGUCUUGGGAAAACAGCCCUCCCUUCACAAUCUCUGACAAUUACCAGAUUUCUAUCUCCUGAAAAAGAAGGCAUCAGUGCCCUUUCAGUAUAUACACCCAGGACUGAGAAAAUGAUAGUGAGUGCCACCUCUGUGACUCACCCUUUCUCAAAUCACCAGGAUACUUCAUUUGUAGACACCGUAACUUCCAGGACAACUAGAAUGUCCAAUCCUGUAAAUGUCAACACAACUCUUUCAUACUUGCUUUCCCCUAAGACUCCAACUAAGAUGACUUCAGUUGCCUCUCCCAUUUCUGAAAGCACACAUACCUCCCCUGAGUUCCUGUCUCUUUCCACAACUGGACCAUCUAGUGCUGAUUUUAUAGUCAUCUCCACUGAUGGGAUCACUACAGCCCCGUCUGCUCCAAAUGCACCUACGACACUUCAUGGGAAAACCUCUGUGGCGACGUUCACUCCUAUCUAUCAGAUGUCCUCACUGCCGGUUAGUAUCGCUGCCUUCAGCUCCAAAAGAGUUUCUGACACUCCCACGAUACCAAUAAUGAAAUCUUCUAAAACAACACAUCCAGAUUCUUUGAAAAGUUCCUCUUCAGCCACUUCUGGGCCCAUGUCUGAGAUGCCCUCAAUGUCAGUUAAUGGCUCUGCUUUCUUACCUCCAGCUGUUUCUUUUGACACUUCCACAAGAGUUGGACCAUUGUCUUCAUUAUUGUCCUCAACUGCCCCUAGGACUAUGACGACCCUAACAUUGACACUGGAUGUUGCACCUGGGCCUACUUCAAAAAGCGCACCAUCUUCUUCUGCUUCCAUUACUUCAGGAAUGACAGAGGUGUCCUCCAGGAUCACACCUACAUCCUUUUCCUCUCUGACACAGUCAAAUUUUCCCUCUGUGAAAACCAUUCCAACCACUGUUAUGGCGGGGAUAGCGACUCCAUCCAUAGGCACCACUGCUCUACGAGUAGAGCUCGGUUCUAGGAACACUGAAGCUAUUUCUUCCAUUCAAACAACCACAUUUUCACCAUUUCAAUCAACAACUCAACAGUCAUCACAAAGAGAUGAGACCACAGCUCUGGGCAUAUUAUCUGGGACUAUGAAUGGAUCCUUUACUCCCAGAGGCAGUAGUACAGUAACUGCUCUCACAGAUACUUAUUCCAGAACUGCUGCCCUUGAAAGUGUGCUUUCAUCUACUCCAUCAGAUAAUCUCCAUACUUCACUGAAUAUUCAGGUUUCCCCAUCUCUGACGAGCCUUAAGAGCACUUCUGGCCCCACAGAAAGGGUAAAAGCGACCACCUACCUUUCUUCAAGUACAGAAAAGAUGACAUCCUUGUCAGAAAAUGCUUCAGCAGCUGGACUAACAAAAGGAGCCACAUCUGUGGAUACCCCUGUUUCGCAUCCUCCAUGGACUCCAUCCAUUACAAUGGCACCUUCGUUGACAUCAUUUCUUUCUUCACCUCGUAGUACUAAAGCCAAGCUCUCCACUUCAGAGACUUUUUUCCCUCUUACAACCCAAAUGGUUGAAUUUCCAGUUCUGGGAACAAGGAUCACAUCUGGUAACACCCAAUCUCUGCUUAUGACUUCCUGGAACACACCCACAGCUAAAGGUUCUCAAUUUCCAAUUUCCACCAGUACUCAUAUAUCUACACCCCGUAAGGUGGAAACAGAGACUCCAUACCUAGUUCCUGGGUCUUUGUCAACAUCCACACCCUCUCAGACUGGUCUUGUGUCUGGAGAUGUUACGGCAAAGUCAUCAAUUUCCAUGUCAGGAAUUCUUCCUACCUCGGGGAUGUCUGACAGCCCUUCAUCACCAACAUCUUCAAGAUCUACUCCUAUCACUUUGGCUGACAUUAAGCACACACUUGAGAAGACAGCUACACUUAUGACUCCUGGGAACACACUCGCAUGGACUCCUUCCGGUGCCACUUCAGGAUCUGUACUUUCAGAGGCUGCUAUUUCAUCUACACUGGCUUGGAUUUUACCUGUUCUCCCUCCGGCUUCUCUACCGGCAACUGUAUCUGGUACCCCUCACACUGUAACUUCUUCUCCAGUAGAGGUGUCAAAGUCCUCCUUUCUGACUUCUGACACCAUGCCAGCACGCUCAUUCACUAACUUUACAACACUACCUAUUGCUGCCAUAAGCACUGCACUCACCCAAACCACUCUUGAACCUACAGUGAGCAGUAUCACUACUGGCUUCCCAGUUUCUCUCCCCAUAUCUAUAAAAAUCACAGCUGAUGGUGCAUAUAUUUCCAAAUCCCCUGAGGCAUCUUCCAGAACCUCUGUGACUGCCAACUCCAGGACCGUGUCUCAACCUCUACCCUUUAGCAGAAUGAGUAGGUCGCCUCCUGCUACACACCACACUCUAUCUAUCAGUUCUGAGCUUCCACCUAGCCCCAUGGGAACGUCUGCUUGGAGCAGAAUCCCAGCUGCAUCAGUGUCCCCUUCUUUAGUUCUUCCUAAGCCCACGCUGGACCCCCUUCCAAAUAUAACUACCACUACACUUACUGCUACCACAGGUUUAUUUCCACUCACAUCCACUGGAGUAACGCAUCCUUCCACAGCGUCUGUGUCUUCAGUACUCUCUUCCUCUUCUGAGACAGCCCGGCUGGAGUCCACAUCUUCUUUUCUGCUUAUGGAAACAGUGACUUCCCUUACUGCCACUCCUAUUUGAAUGAAAUUUAUCUCAUUUUUAAUUACAGUUUCCUUCUACAAUAUUGAAAUGAGCUUCUCUGUGUUUGAUGAAGAGCCAAGGAUCCCUGUUAUCAGUGUUGUAAAUGAAUUUGCAGAAAAUUGGUUGAAUUCUAUAUUUCAGGACAGUGAAUUUGCUCUUGCUAAUCUGGCUAUUCAAACUAAAACCAGAGGCACUUCUGAAGGAGAAAUUACCAUGGACCGCAUUAUUUUGGAACAGAGAGAAGGGCAAGGAAUGGCUACAAUUUCCCAUGUACCAUCCAGCUAUCUUUGUCAGACCAUCCUGAAGGCCAGCUCUUCGUUAGCAGCCUCCGAGCUGAUUAACAGAAUCAAAAGUAAAAUACAGGGCAACCUCACCCAUGGAAACUUCACCAAGGGUCAACUGACGUUAUUAGUAAAAUCUGAACACGUUGCGGUGAAAAAACUAGAGCCAGGAAGGUGCGAAGCCCAGGAAACAGUCUCUAAAUACAAAGGGACCUAUAAGUGGCUCUUAACCAACCCUACUGAGACAGCCCAAAUUAGAUGCAUAAAAAACAGGCAUGGCAGCGCUACUAGAAUCUGCUCAAUCAGUAUCCAUACUGGCAAAUCUCAGUGGGAAAAGCCAAAGUUGAAACAAUGCAAACUGCUUCAAGGACUCCCUGAUAAGAUUGUGGAUCUUGCUAACAUUACUAUCAGUGAUGAGAAUGCAGAUGAUGUCGCAGAGCACGUUUUAAAUUUAAUAAAUGAAUCCCCCCCUCUGGAUGAAGAAGAAACAAAGAUUAUUGUUUCUAAAGUAUCUGAUAUUUCACAAUGUGAUGAGAUAAGUAUGAAUCUAACCCAGAUUAUAUUACAAAUAAUCAAUGCUGUUUUGGAAAAACAAAACAAUUCAGCAUCUGAUCUGCAUGAAGUGAGAAACGAAAUUCUGAGGAUAAUCGAGCGUGUGGGUCACAAGAUGGAGUUUUCUGGGAGGACAGCAAAUCUGACGGUGGCCAGGUUGGCAUUGGCCAUCCUGCGGGUGGACCACAUGUUUGAAGGCAUGGCAUUCGCCAUUCGCUCCUAUGAAGAAGGCACAGACCCCGAGAUUUACCUGGGUGAGGUCCCUCUGGGAAGGAUUUUGGCUUCCAUAUAUUUGCCUAAAUCACUGAGGGAGAGAAUUCCUGUUAGCAACUUACAGACCAUCCUGUUUAAUUUUUUUGGCCAAACUUCACUCUUUAAGACCAGAAGUGUCACUAAAGCACUAAGCACCUUCGUGGUGAGUGCCAGCGUUUCAGACACAUCCCUUGAAAACUUGGCUGAGCCGGUGGUUAUCACUCUGCAGCAUGUUGAAGGAAACCAGAAUUAUGAUCGAGUUCACUGUGCCUUUUGGGACUUUGGGAGUAACAAUGGGCAAGGUGGAUGGAAUUCGUCAGGCUGUAAAGUAAAAGAAACGAACGUAAAUCACACAAUCUGUCAGUGUGACCACCUCACCCAUUUUGGAGUCUUAAUGGAUUUAUCCAGGUCUGCAAUGGAUACAGUGAAUGAACGGAUAUUAGUGCUGAUAACGUACAUUGGAUGUGGAAUCUCCUCCAUUUUCCUGGGAGUUGCAAUAGUGACAUACAUAGCUUUUCACAAACUCCGAAAAGAUCAUCCUUCCAAAAUCCUGAUCAACCUGUGCAUGGCACUACUGAUGUUAAACCUGACGUUUCUGGUCAAUUCCUGGUCCUCAUCAUUUCAGAAAGCCGGACUCUGUGUCACAGCUGCAGUGGCCCUCCAUUACUUCCUGCUCGUCUCUUUGACUUGGAUGGGCCUAGAGGGGGUCCACAUGUACUUGUCUCUCGUCAGAGUCUUCAACAUAUAUGUCCCCAAUUAUAUCCUUAAAUUUUGUCUCGUUGGUUGGGGAAUCCCGGGGAUCAUGGUGGCGAUAACGUUAUGUGUGAAAAAAGAUCUAUAUGGAUCUCUGAGCUCAACGACUCCAUUUUGUUGGAUUAAAGACGAUUCUAUCUUUUACACCUCAGUUGUGGCUUAUUUUUGCCUCAUAUUUCUACUGAAUCUCUCCAUGUUCUGCACUGUCCUCGUUCAGCUGAAUUCCAUGAACUCCCAAAGCCGAAAGACUCGGCGGCAGACGAUCCUGCAUGACCUCAAAGGCACAAUGAGCCUGACAUUCUUACUUGGCCUCACCUGGGGGUUUGCUUUUUUUGCCUGGGGACCUGUAAGGAUUUUGUUCUUUUAUCUUUUUGCCAUUUUCAACACGUUGCAAGGAUUCCUCAUUUUCGUGUUUUACUGCCUGAUGAAGGAGAGUGUGCGGGAGCAGUGGCAGAUACACCUCUGUUGUGGGUGGUUACGACUGGAUAAUUCUUCGGAUGGGGACAGCAGGUGCGGGCUACGAGUUGGGUAUAAACAAGAGAGACUGAAGAAAACCUUCCAAGACAAAUUGUUGACACCAUCCUUCAAGUCAACUACCACAAGUUCUACCUUCAAACCUUUAGGCUCUGCGCAAUGCAUGCUUUCAGAAAUCAGCUUCCCAAAUGGUGACUUUGAUGAAGAUCCCUACUGUUUCUCUCCCUUGAGUUGUAAAGUUGUGCCCAAUUAUGUGGGAAGAAUAUUACCUGUGGAAGUCAAAACGAAUUCCACUCACAAAGAUUUCUUGAAUAAUUCCCAACAGAGAUACCCACCUCCCCCUAGCCCCAGAUUAGGGAAAAUGUUGAGUUUGUGA